CCGGGCAGGAGCCCAAGGGCAGCUACGGCGGCGCAGAGGCCGCGGGCGCCGCCUCGGCCAGCCCUACCUGAGCGGUGAGGACCCCGCGGAUGCCGCGGGAAGGUGCCGGAGGAUUCCCCCAAACAGGUUCCACUGCCUUAAGGAUGACAGUCCUAGGGCACCCGCCGAGUUGGAGCUGCCAGUGGCUGCCAUUCCUGAUACUGCUGCUGGGCACAGGCCAUGAGCCAGGGGUGGAAGGUGUGACACACUACAAGGCCGGUGACCCCGUCAUUCUGUAUGUCAACAAAGUGGGACCCUACCACAACCCUCAGGAGACUUACCACUACUAUCAGCUUCCGGUCUGCUGCCCUGAGAAGAUCCGUCACAAAAGCCUUAGCCUGGGUGAAGUGCUGGAUGGGGACCGAAUGGCUGAGUCUUUGUACGAGAUCCGCUUUCGGGAGAAUGUGGAGAAGAGAAUUCUGUGCCACAUGCAGCUCAGUUCUGCACAGGUGGAGCAACUGCGCCAGGCCAUUGAGGAACUGUACUACUUUGAAUUUGUAGUGGACGACUUGCCAAUCCGCGGCUUUGUGGGCUACAUGGAGGAGAGUGGCUUCCUGCCUCACAGCCACAAGAUAGGGCUCUGGACUCAUUUGGAUUUCCACUUAGAAUUCCAUGGAGAUCGAAUUAUAUUUGCCAAUGUCUCGGUGCGGGAUGUCAAGCCCCACAGCUUAGAUGGGUUACGACCUGAUGAGUUCUUAGGCCUCACCCACACCUACAGCGUGCGCUGGUCUGAGACUUCAGUGGAGCGUCGGAGUGACAGGCGCCGUGGUGAUGAUGGUGGUUUCUUUCCCAGGACACUGGAGAUCCAUUGGUUGUCCAUCAUCAAUUCCAUGGUGCUUGUGUUUUUACUGGUGGGUUUUGUGGCUGUCAUUCUCAUGCGUGUGCUUCGAAACGACCUGGCUCGAUACAACUUGGAUGAGGAGACUACGUCUGCAGGUUCUGGUGAUGACUUUGACCAAGGUGACAAUGGCUGGAAGAUUAUCCAUACAGAUGUCUUCCGCUUCCCUCCGUACCGUGGUCUGCUCUGUGCUGUGCUUGGUGUGGGUGCCCAGUUCCUGGCCCUUGGCACUGGCAUUAUUGUCAUGGCACUGCUGGGCAUGUUCAAUGUGCACCGUCACGGGGCCAUUAACUCGGCAGCCAUCUUGUUGUAUGCCCUGACCUGCUGCAUCUCUGGCUACGUGUCCAGCCACUUCUACCGGCAGAUUGGAGGCGAGCGUUGGGUGUGGAACAUCAUUCUCACCACCAGCCUCUUCUCUGUGCCUUUCUUCCUGACGUGGAGUGUGGUGAACUCGGUGCACUGGGCUAAUGGUUCGACACAGGCUCUGCCAGCCACCACCAUCUUGCUGCUUCUGACGGUUUGGCUGCUGGUGGGUUUCCCCCUCACUGUCAUUGGAGGCAUCUUCGGGAAGAAUAAUGCUAGCCCCUUUGACGCACCUUGUCGCACCAAGAACAUCGCCCGGGAAAUCCCACCCCAGCCUUGGUACAAGUCUACGCUCAUCCACAUGACUGUUGGAGGCUUCCUGCCUUUCAGUGCCAUCUCCGUGGAGCUCUACUACAUCUUUGCCACAGUCUGGGGUCGGGAACAGUACACUCUGUACGGCAUCCUCUUCUUUGUCUUCGCCAUCCUGCUGAGCGUGGGGGCGUGCAUCUCCAUUGCGCUCACCUACUUCCAGCUGUCUGGGGAGGAUUACCGCUGGUGGUGGCGCUCUGUGCUGAGUGUUGGCUCCACUGGGCUCUUCAUCUUCCUCUACUCCGUUUUCUACUAUGCCCGGCGCUCCAACAUGUCAGGGGCCGUACAGACAGUAGAGUUUUUUGGCUACUCCUUACUCACAGGUUACGUCUUCUUCCUCAUGCUCGGCACCAUCUCCUUUUUUUCUUCCCUAAAGUUCAUCCGUUAUAUCUAUGUUAACCUCAAGAUGGACUGAGUUUUGGAGGGCAAAACCAUUGCUCUUCUCUCCCAUUCUUCACGUCCAGAGGCCCAUUGAGCUCUCUCAACCAACGUCUCUUCUGAUUUAGUGACUGAAUUGUGAUGGCAUCGCUGCCUUCCCCUUUGCCCUUGGGGCCUCCCUUCCCCGCAGGGCCUGGAAAUUACAAAUCUCUAUUCUAUAAGGAGUAUAUAUUUGAACUUUUUAAGUUGCCUUUAGUUUGGGUCCUGAUUUUCCUUUUUACAAUUAUCAAAAUAAAAUUUAUUAAGAAAAAAGGA
Messenger RNA from Odobenus rosmarus divergens (Pacific walrus), 2242 nucleotides. RefSeq names its product transmembrane 9 superfamily member 1 (gene TM9SF1). Lineage: Eukaryota; Metazoa; Chordata; Mammalia; Carnivora; Odobenidae. The coding region runs from base 90 to 1964 and encodes 624 amino acids. Gene Ontology annotation, cellular component: membrane. The record is from RefSeq and is a predicted model, not a curated record. The transcript has 6 exons. Gene Ontology annotation, biological process: protein localization to membrane.